Molecule: messenger RNA, 1043 nt
Organism: Orbicella faveolata
Lineage: Eukaryota; Metazoa; Cnidaria; Anthozoa; Scleractinia; Merulinidae
Product: small ribosomal subunit protein mS22-like
Cellular component (GO): mitochondrial small ribosomal subunit
Molecular function (GO): structural constituent of ribosome
Source: RefSeq, a predicted model, not a curated record
CAGCAGCUAUUUAUAAAAACCAAAAUGGCCGCCACGUGCAGAUGCAUAAGGGUUUUCAAAUUUCCAGUUAGAUCGCUACUUUUACGGACGUUUUGCAGCCAUGAAUCUCCAGAAAGAAAUGAUAACAUCCCCCCUUUUGAUAAUAACAAAGUUCAGACGAUAUUAAAGAAAAUCACGGGUCGUAACUUGGACAAAAUAUUCGCUGCACGGAAGCAAAAUCUUGAUGUCCCAUCAUACAAACUAAUGACAGAUGAAGAGUAUUUGGAGGCACAACAUGAAAUCAAGGAGAAAGCUGCCAAUGUACUUGAAAUGCCACCAGUAAUGGAUGAGAGACAGGAGAUAAAUGAAGUUAUUGAAGAGAAUGAUGAGCUAGCACAUUUUUCGGAAUCAAAUUUUGUCUUUACAGAUAUCAGUACAAGUGUAGAUGACAGAACAAGAUCUAUAACAAUAAGAGAACCAAGUGGAAGGUUACGUAAAGCAACGUGGGAAGAAAGAGAUAGAAUGAAUUUUAUAUACUUUCCCAAGCCCGGGAGAAAGUAUGAAAUGCCAGAACUUCUCAAGGAUGAAGUACUUGAGACUGUAUUUCAACAGAACCGGCAUGAAGACGUUCUUGACCUGGCCUGUGUACAGUUUGAGCCUGACUCAGCAGAUUACAUAAGGGUUCACCACCAGACAUAUGAAGACAUCUUUAGGGAUAAGAAAUUUGAUGUUUUGAGAUCAACACGCCAUUUUGGAGGACUAGUUUAUUAUCUCGCAAAAAGUCAAAGGAUUGUAGAAAUACUGGAUGACAUGAUGGAGAGAGAAUUGUGGGAUGAUUGUAUCCAAGUGGUGAGACUGCAUCACCUCUGUCAUCCAAAAAGCACGAUAGCGGAACAGGCUCACCGUAAUAACUUGAAAGGCUUUUUUAUGGUUCGGGCCUACAUCAGAAGACAUGGUUCACCAGGAUUAUUGGAAAAAUUAGAAGAUUACAUGCUACAAGCAAAUAGGGAGAAAGAUGUAGAAAAGUCAUGAAAGUCUGUAAAUUAAAGGCAACAUUUACAAAA